Molecule: messenger RNA, 771 nt
Organism: Prorocentrum cordatum
Lineage: Eukaryota; Dinophyceae; Prorocentrales; Prorocentraceae
Source: the annotation of a GenBank genome assembly
CACGGAACGCUCUUCUUCAAGACGAACACCCGGCGCAGGAGGGCUCGAAACCUUUUUUUUCUCCCGGGCUUCCGGAGGUCUGGGCACUCCGCGCCCGCCCGCCCCCCCGCGCCACCCGCAUGGCCCGCAGCGCCGCCCGCCGCCUCGCGGCCCUCGGCGCCGCCGCGCUCCUGGCGCUGCAGCUGGCGCCCGCCUUCGUGCCGGCGCCGCGGGGCUCGCCCGCGCGCGACGGCGCGAUUGCGGCCGGGGUCGUCGCCGCGGGCUACCUGAGCGCGGUGCCAGCCUGGGCUCGCAUCCCCGGCGGCAAGUUCGAGAAGGCCAAGGACAUCACGAUGCCAGCGCCCCCCGAAGACGGGCUGACCGACGCCCAGGUCGCUCUCUCCCUGUUCGUGGCGCUCCUCCUGAUGUUCGCCAACAUCAAGGUCUCCCAGGCGCUCUGGGAGGGGCCCCGCGUGGACCGCUUCCGGGACGGCCAGACCAAGGGCUACAUCACCCCGCUGGUGCGGCGCCUCGACAGGUUCGGGUUCUGAGCCCCUCUUCGCGGCGGCCGCCUCCUCCGCCCCCGAGUGUGCGCUCCUCCCCGCCGGCAGCCGCGCUCCGCCUCUGCCGGACGUGUUUUUGAGCCCCCCGCCCUCUGCGCGCGGGCGGGGCGCGAGGGCCUCCUCUCCCUCCUCGUCCUCCGCCGCCUGCGUCCUCCGCCGUCCGCCGUCCGUCGUCCGCCCUCCGCCUCCUGCUCCUCCUACUCCUCCUCCUCCGCUCCUCCUCCUCCUC